Molecule: messenger RNA, 2646 nt
Organism: Vombatus ursinus (common wombat)
Lineage: Eukaryota; Metazoa; Chordata; Mammalia; Diprotodontia; Vombatidae
Gene: TADA1
Product: transcriptional adaptor 1
Exons: 8
Coding region: 98-1105 (335 amino acids)
Biological process (GO): regulation of transcription by RNA polymerase II
Cellular component (GO): SAGA complex
Molecular function (GO): transcription coactivator activity
Source: RefSeq, a predicted model, not a curated record
ACGGAAGCGGCUCCAGCUUCCCGAGCCCCGGUCUCCUCGGAUUGGUUUUUGCGGCUGCACACGCGCGGUCGUUCUGCGGUCGGGAGUGAGGGCAGUGAUGGCGACCUUUGUGAGCGAGCUGGAGGCGGCCAAGAAGAACCUGAGCGAGGCGCUGGGCGAUAACGUGAAGCAAUACUGGGCUAACCUGAAAUUGUGGUUCAAGCAGAAAAUCAGCAAAGAAGAAUUUGACUUGGAAGCUCAUCGGCUCCUCACACAGGAAAAUGUACAUUCCCACAAUGAUUUCCUCUUGGCUAUUCUCACUCGUUGUCAGAUUUUGGUUUCUGCACCAGAGGGUGCUGGGUCUUUACCCUGGACAGGAGGUUCUGCAGCUAAACCUGGAAAGCCCAAAGGAAAGAAAAAACUUUCUUCAGUCCGACAGAAAUUUGAUCAUAGAUUCCAGCCUCAGAAUCCUCUGUCAGGAGCUCAGCAGUUUGUGGCAAAGGAUCCACAAGAUGAUGAUGAUUUGAAACUUUGUUCUCAUACUAUGAUGCUUCCUACUCGGGGCCAGCUGGAAGGGAGAAUGAUAGUAACUGCGUAUGAGCAUGGGCUGGACAAUGUCACUGAAGAGGCAGUGACUGCCGUUGUGUAUGCAGUGGAGAAUCACCUCAAAGAUAUUCUGACAUCAGUGGUAUCAAGAAGAAAAGCUUACCGUUUAAGAGAUGGUCAUUUUAAAUAUGCAUUUGGUAGCAAUGUGAAUCCACAGCCUUACCUAAAGAAUAGCGUUGUAGCAUACAAUAACUUAAUUGAAUGCCCUCCAGCAUACUCAGUUCCUUCUGCGGGUCAGAAUCCAGCUUCCCACCCGCCUCCUGAUGAUGCAGAGCAGCAGGCGGCUCUCCUGUUAGCUUGCUCAGGGGAUACUUUGCCAGCUUCGUUGCCUCCUGUAAACAUGUAUGACCUCUUUGAAGCGCUGCAGGUGCACAGAGAAGUGAUUCCUACACAUACAGUAUAUGCACUGAACAUUGAAAGGAUCAUCAUGAAACUCUGGCAUCCAAAUCACGAAGAGCUUCAACAGGACAAAAUUCAUCGGCAACGUUUGGCAACUAGGGAGGGGCUGCUGCUCUGCUGAUGUAACCGCUGAGGUCCGAGGGCGUUGAACUCUUAGCAAGUGGAUGUCUGAGAACUGAAUUUUUUUGUGUUUACAUUUCAAGGCUGAAAUGUGCAAUGCAUAACCACUUCCUAUGGAAAUGACUUGUGUUAAUGUAUUUAUGUGCUACUAUGAAGCCAUAGCAUAAACUUGACCUUUGUUAAUGAUCCAUCUCUUCUUAAUAGCAUCCCCCACUCUUAAUCCCCUUGCCCAAAGCAGAUGCUGUUUCUGCUAUAGGGAUUCAAAGCUGAUUCACUUGUGAGAAAUUUAGUACCAAGGACUAGCUGGAGUGUAGCCUUGGGGCCUGCAGCUAUUUUGCCUGGUUUGCGUGAGUAAUUGUCUUUGAAGAGCUUUUAUGUACCCUCUUUUCCAUGAUCAGAAGAAAGAUCCAGGUGUUGAGUGAAGGGCUGUCUGUCGAUCCACAUUCCAGCAGAGACAACGUAGGCACUUUCAGAAGUCAAAAAAACCACUUCAAUGUUACAUUUAAAUGAUGUAAAUGGUCUCUUAAUUACCCAGUUAUUUCAGCUCCAUAGAACCAUAACUUAGUAUUGCUGCAGAUGGCUACAUGCCUUUUCUUUGCAUUAAAAAAAAUCUACUCUUCAGGAAUGCAAUAAUAAACACAAAAUUACUUCCAUAAUUAACAUUUCUCCAUAGAGCUAGUCUUCCUGCCAAGUCCUUAGGACCACCAUUUUGUCACACGUGCACAAAAUUAUCUGUGCUUAAUAAUUGGAUCUCCUUGAUUUAAAGUUAUGUGGCUUUAGUUAGAAUAACAUCUGGUCAUGUCUCUGAUGCUACCUGGAGACUGACAUUGCUAACAAUUGAAGUGAUGUAGGCAGACCAGUUAAAAUACAGCUGUAUGCAUACACACACACACACGUAUAUGUGUACAUACGUUACCUAUAAAUGUUCUUACGACAAAGUAGUUUUAUCCUUUGAUGUUACAAAUUGGGACUUGAAGAAAAAUGAAUUCUUUUAAAAAUAAUUACAUGGCAAAUAUUGCCCUUCAUAGGGCUGAAUAUGACAUGAAACACUGCUUUUUGUUUUCUCAGCAGAACUUUAAAAGUCGAAUAUGAGAAGGUUUUGUGAUGUUCAUAGUAAAUGCUGUUUCAGGACAAUCUGUAUUCAAAAUGAACUUUUUAGUACAAUUGUGAAAAGCCUUUUCAGUUGGGAUAGGAGAACACUCCAUUUCUGGGGUUUUAGAAGUUUGUUUGUUUUUUUAACUGAUCUACCUAUCUAAACCUUUUUUUUUCCUUGAAUGGCUAUAGUUGAAUAGCUAAGACUGAACAAGAGUUAACAAUUUUUUUUCAGUGUUUUAGUACUGUUGUUGAUGGUUAGCAGAGUUAAAAACCUUGUCUAAGAGGCUUCUAAUUCAUUCUGAGGGUAGUGUAUGGCUUGUAGUAGGGCUGGACACUUGAUGGAUAAUGGGAAGAAGCCUAAUUCUAGGUUUCUAUGUUCUGUCAAUGGGAGGACCAUGCACAGAUGGGUUUCAUAGGUCAUUAAACUGGUUCAUUGAUUAUUUCUCA